This is a messenger RNA of Brachypodium distachyon (stiff brome), 4437 nucleotides long. Its product is annotated as probable histone acetyltransferase HAC-like 3. NCBI's taxonomy places the organism in Eukaryota, Viridiplantae, Streptophyta, Magnoliopsida, Poales, Poaceae. Gene Ontology annotation, biological process: positive regulation of transcription by RNA polymerase II. The record is from RefSeq and is a predicted model, not a curated record. Gene Ontology annotation, cellular component: transcription regulator complex; histone acetyltransferase complex. The transcript is spliced from 17 exons. Bases 212 to 3892 code for a protein of 1226 amino acids. Gene Ontology annotation, molecular function: histone acetyltransferase activity; transcription coactivator activity; chromatin DNA binding.
CCUAAUAUUUUUUCCGAUUUCUCUCUCCUCCUCGCCCACGUCUCGUCCCGUCGACUUCCAUCCCUCCCGCCGCCUUAGUCCUAGCCCUAGCCCGCCGCCGUCGGCGAGACCCAGACCCCAGCGUGCCCCCUUUUGUCCUUCCCGACGGCUUCGCACGCAUCCCCCGCCGUGCUUCCGCCUGGGAACCCUAGAUUUCAGCUGAGAUAGAAGGAUGAUGACACAAACCCUGCAAGGGAUCCAGCGACAGUAUGCACCAACUGGCUAUCCUAUACAAACAAAGUAUACACAGAGUGCAGCGCAAAUUCUUCAGCUGGAUAAUAUGGAUUCAGAUACCAAUCCAGUUCGUUUCAUGAUCCAACAGAGGAUUUUACACUGCUUGAAAGAAAGAGUGGAGUGCUAUAACUGGAACCCACAUUGUCUUGUUGAGUUAUCAAAACAGAUUGAUGAGCAGCUUUAUAAGGAUGCUUCAAAGGUCCAAUACAUGGAUUUUGAUACUAUAGAAGAAAGGGUGAAUGCUGUCCUCAGUACUGGAUCAUUUGGCAACAUUGAAUAUGCUCGGGCUUCUUCAGCAGAUUUACCCACGUUAUACUCAGAACAGCCUGGGAUAGAUGUACCAGAUCUAAGUACACAGCAUGGUAGAGCUGUUUCUGGUUCUGUUAGUCUUGCGCUGCCUUCAAGAGACUUAUCACAUCAUGUGUUCUACUCUCAGGGAUUUGCACCAAAUGUCCACCAUAAUGAUGCUGCCAACUUUGCUUGUUCAUCAGCUGAUAAGAUUAAACAGUGGCCUCAAAGUGCAUACACCAUUGCUGCUCCAUGUGUGUCAGCACUACCAAAAUGCAGUCAUAGUCUGACUGGGAGAUUUGGUGUAGUGCAUAAUGACCAUAUCCCAGGCGAUGCUCAUCAAGUUGAUAGUCCACAACCAUCAACAUCUGGGAGUUCAAGCUCUUUGUCUGCAAUGUUUGAUCGAACCGCAAAUUCUACAACUAACAUCUAUCCUACUGGUCAAGUACCAGACAGAGCAUAUGAGGAGUUGUAUACAAGGAGUCACCUAACAGAGCAAUCAGAUCAGUCAAACAUCACCGCUGGAGGCCAUGACUUGUCGUAUCACUAUGACCAAUCUAAAAUGCACCCAGACACCAAAGGAGAAUGUGGACUUGACGGAUGCAUUCAAAAAAAUGAAAAACGUUGCCAGAUAUCAGAGAAAUGCUCAAAUUUAAGCACACAGUGCUCCCAUAACCAAUGCUGCUUUAUUACUGAUGUUGAUAGUAGUGGUUCUGUAAGAAAGGAAGUGAGAGCUGAACAGGCAUCAAAUAGCACAGUCUCAAAACCAACUUCACCUACAUCAGUUGAAUCUUCUGGCAAGCAUCAUCCGGCAAAACGAUUGAAGAUUGAUUCACCUAGUCUUUCCCAUGUCAACGAAAUAGAGUUUCCAAGGGAAAAACAGCUUGCCGCCAAUGAAACACAUCUAUCUUUUGAAACAGUACAAUCUGAAACCACAGAAUUACCCACAAAGUCACCAUCUGGCUGUUCCUUGGGAGAUAGCAAUACUAGCGGCAAUGUUAUGCUUGGACCAAACAGUGAAGAGCUACAUAAGAUGGAGAUUAUUGGAUUGUCAGAGACUGCUGUACAGGUUCAAGAAGAACUGUGCUACGAAAAUGGUGAUGUCGAGAUGAAGGACAGGCUUAGUUCAGUAGAUCAAACAUCUACUGGACCCAACUUAACUGCGAGGAAGAAAAGAGGGGCUUCAAUACUUUAUGCUUUAACUGCUGAAGAGCUUAUAGAUCACAUGACAAGUUUGAACCAGCAUACAUGCCCGAGCAAGGUGAUGACAGAAGAACUCCACUCAGGCCUGCCUGACCAAAACACAUGCAGUUUAUGUGGGUUGGAGAGGCUUAUUUUUGAACCCCCUCCACGAUUCUGUGCUCUCUGUUUUAAAAUAAUAAAUUCCACGGGAUCCUAUUACGUUGAAGUGGAAAAUGGAAAUGACAAGACUUCGAUAUGUUGCAAAUGCCACCAUCUUAGUAGUGCUAAAGCUAAAUAUCAAAAGAGAUUCAGCUAUGCAGAAACAGAUGCCGAGCCUGAAUGGUGGGUCGAGUGCGAUAAGUGCAAAGCUUGGCAGCAUCAAAUAUGUGCUCUUUUUAACCCUAAAGUUUUGGAGGAGGCGGAAUAUAGUUGUGCGAAAUGUUUAUUGAAAGAGAAGGACCGUGGAGAUAUCAGUUCUCUGGAGUCAUCUACUGUUCUAGGAGCAUUAGAUUUACCGAAGACUAAAAUGAGUGAUCAUAUUGAGCAAAGACUUUCCCAGAGGCUUGUGCAGGAGCGGCUGCUAAGGGCAAGAGCUUCAGGAAAGGGCAUUGAAGAGGUACCAGGAGUUGAAGGUCUUACUGUUAGAGUGGUGUCCUCAGCUGCCAGAGUACUACAAGUCCUACCACGUUUUCGGGAUUUUUUCAAACAAGGAAAUUAUCCCGGGGAAUUUCCGUACAAAUCAAAGGCCAUUCUCUUGUUUCAAAAGAAUGAAGGUGUGGAUGUUUGUCUAUUCGCCAUGUAUGUACAAGAGUAUGGGUCUGCUAGCCCAUUACCAAAUCAAAGGCAUGUUUAUCUUGCAUAUAUCGAUUCUGUCAAGUACUUCCGACCUGAAAUAAAAUCUGCAAGUGGGGAAGCUCUCCGUACAUUUGUGUACCAUGAAAUUUUGAUUGGCUAUUUGGAUUACUGCAAGAAGCAAGGAUUUGUAAGCUGCUCCAUAUGGGCUUGCCCAUCUACGAAGCGUGAUGACUAUGUUUUGUAUUGUCAUCCCACAUCCCAAAAAAUGCCAAAGUCUGACAAGCUUCGCAGCUGGUACCAGAACUUGGUCAAGAAGGCUGUUAAAGAGGGUGUAGUGGUGGAGCGUAAUACACUUUAUGAUUUUUUCCUUCAGUCCAGCGGUGAACGCAAGGCCGAUAUCUCAGCAGCAUGCUUGCCAUACUGUGAGAAUGAUUUCUGGCCUGGGGAAGCAGAGAGACUCCUUGAGAAGAAAGAGGACAAUACCUCACAGAAGGAAGAAACACAAGUAGGAAGGCUCCUGCGGGUUGCCAAACGCGAUGCCAGGAAAGGAGAUCUUGAUGAUAUCUUGCUAAUGCACAAGCUUGGAGAAAAGAUGCGGACAAUGAAAGAAGAUUUUAUUAUGCUUUGUCUGCAGCAUUUUUGCAAGCAUUGCCAGAAAGCUAUUGUGUCCGGUAAAAGUUGGAUUUGUACCAGCUGCAAAAAUUUCCAUCUUUGUGAUCAAUGUCAUGCAGUGGAGCUAAAUAUGCCACAAAAGGAUAGGCAUCCGGCUAAAACAAAACAAAAGCAUGCUUUUCAAAGGAUAGAGGAAGAACCUCUUCCGGAGACUGAUGAUGGAGAUCCAACAAUGGAAAGCAAGUAUUUUGACAGCAGAAUAGAUUUCUUGAAGCACUGCCAAGACAAUCAAUACCAGUUUGAUACACUCCGAAGGGCAAAACACUCAACAAUGAUGAUUCUUUAUCAUCUGCACGAUUCAGCUUGUUCUGCCUCUAAACAAGUUGGGGAAAAUUUGCACAUCCAUAAGCUCAGACAGACAGACAAUCGCCACAUAUUGCAAAACUACACUCUACAGCAGGACUACCUUGAAAGUUUGGUACAUGCUUCAAAAUGCUUCUUCGAUCCACGGAAUUGCACCUUCAAACUUUGUAUUAUUUUGAAGAAGCUGUUCUUCCAUGGUGUACGAUGUGAUGUCCGCAACCGAGGAGGUUGCAGGAAGUGUGUCUUCAUGUGGAAACUUUUGCUCACUCACUCAAAACACUGUGAUGACAGGGACUGUUCAGUUCCCAGAUGCAGGGAUAUAAAGGUAUUCUUUUCUAAGACAAAGAAGCUUACUGGACCUUGUGCUGUAGAAUGCUAGCGAAUUUGAGACAAGCUUCCCUUGAACUACUAGUACUGUUUUUAACAGGAAGAUUUGUUGAUGAAAAUGCAAUAAACUGUUUCCGUCAUAGAUUGACGGUAUUGCAUGGUAAAUAAAAUGACGACUUUGUGGUGGAGGCGGCAGCAGCAUAGUUAGUUGUGUCGCUGGUUUCCUGGAUUUCCUGGGUGACUGGGUUCAACUGUAUCAUAUUUAUGUCCGUCGCCGGGCUGCUGUUUUUGAGCAUGGAUGUUAUUGGGAGGAAAUACCAACGGAGGCUUACUUAGACAGUCUUUGACAUAUGUAGUGCUGGUACAUAGCUGUAUAGUUUCCUGCAAGCCAUAGCUGGAUCACCAAAAUAGAUUCUUGUUUCUUUUCUCCUUUUUUCUCUGAUUGUAUUGAACAAGGCCACAAUUUUGUUCAGUGUUGCUGUACCGUGGCUAAUUCAAAUUCAAUGAAAUGUGUAUAUUUACUUUUUCGCCGGUUACUGACCUGAGCCAGUUUCUCAGAUGUCUACCGUGGCUAAUUCAAAUUCGAUGAAAUGUGUA